UGCAUUUGCAAACAAACGUCAAUAGCCGCCUUUGGCAGCUCAUUUGACAGGUUCUGAUGAACGUGAAAGUCGUGGUGUAAAAUUUUCAGAUUUCCUACGCUAAUUUUGCAGCGAAAAAAAUGUCCAACACAACGCAUCGAUAUCGGUACAAAAAUGUUGGCCUGGACUCAACAGAGAUGCGGCGCCGGCGAGAGGAGGAAGGCAUUCAGCUGCGAAAGCAAAAACGCGAACAACAGCUGAUUAAGCGCCGUAACGUCAACGUGGCCGACGAGAUCGAUCAGGAAGCUAUUCUUUCGGAUGAAACGACAUCGACCGACAAUCGGUCGCUCAUACAGCCGGCCGUCAUCGAGGCAUUGUACAGUGAGAACGUCGAGGAACAGCUGAUCGCCACACAGAAGUUCCGCCGGUUGCUUUCCAAAGAGCCGAACCCUCCCAUCGAUAUGGUGAUCAAAGAAAACAUCGUGCCACGUUUGGUACAGUUUUUGGAAAACUCGCAAAACUCUACGCUACAGUUCGAAGCUGCCUGGGCACUCACAAACAUCGCGUCCGGUACGUCAGAGCAAACGAGCGUGGUGAUAGCGGCCGGUGCCGUGCCAAUCUUUGUCGAUCUUAUGAAAAGCCCCCACGAGGAUGUUCAGGAACAGGCGAUCUGGGCGCUCGGUAACAUUGCCGGUGAUUCGCCCGAAUGUCGGGACUGUGUGCUGGAUCACGAUGUGUUGGAACCUUUGCUAAGCGUCUUGAAUACCUCUCGCCGGCUUACACUAACGCGCAAUGCUGUCUGGGCCCUGUCGAACAUGUGUCGGGGCAAGAACCCGCCGCCCGAUUUCGCGAAGGUCGGGAAAUGCCUUCCCAUCCUUUCACAACUAAUGUUUCACAACGAUGUGGAGGUGCUGGGUGAUGCUGUGUGGGCUGUCAGCUACCUGUCCGACGGUUCGAACGACAACAUCCAGGCCGUCAUAGAUGCGGGCUGCUGUCGGCGUUUGAUCGAGCUUCUUUCGCAUAGCCACAAUAACGUGGUGUCCGCGGCACUUCGGGCCGUUGGCAACAUCGUCACCGGCAACGAUACCCAAACGCAGCUGAUCCUGAACUGCAAUGCCUUACCCUCGAUCCUGGAGCUGCUCAGCUCGCCGAAGGAGGCGGUCCGCAAGGAAGCGUGCUGGACCAUCUCGAACAUUGCGGCCGGCAACCGGAACCAGAUUCAGGCCGCAAUCGAUGUCAACAUCUUCCCGAGUAUCAUCGAGCUGCUGCAGAAGGCGGACUUUAAAACUCGGAAAGAAGCGGCCUGGGCCAUCACGAACGCAACGAGUGGCGGUACGGUUCAGCAGAUCAAGUAUCUGGUUGACGUCGGUUGUAUACCGCCCAUGUGCGAGCUGCUGACCGUGAUGGAUCCGAAAAUAAUUACCGUCGCACUGAACGGGUUGGAAAACAUUCUGAAGGUGGGCGAAGAACAGCGAACCAAACCGAACCCGUACGCCGUCAUGAUCGAGGAAUGUUACGGUCUCGACAAGCUGGAAUUUUUACAAUCGCACCAGAACAAUGAUAUUUACGAGAAGGCAUUUAGCAUAAUCCAAAAGUACUUUAGCAACGACGACGAGGAUUUGGCGGUGGCCCCAAGCACGGAUAACAAUCAGUUUCAGUUCAACGCAGACCAGUCGGUGCCAAUGGAUGGGUUCCAGUUUUAAUGUCCUUCCGUGCCCCAUCCGCCCC
Anopheles maculipalpis is the source of this 1707-nucleotide messenger RNA. It is a transcript of the gene Kap-alpha1, whose product is annotated as importin subunit alpha-7. Lineage: Eukaryota; Metazoa; Arthropoda; Insecta; Diptera; Culicidae. The record is from RefSeq and is a predicted model, not a curated record. Gene Ontology annotation, molecular function: nuclear import signal receptor activity; protein binding. Bases 120 to 1682 code for a protein of 520 amino acids. Gene Ontology annotation, cellular component: nucleoplasm; nucleus; cytoplasm. Gene Ontology annotation, biological process: NLS-bearing protein import into nucleus. The transcript has 8 exons.